Messenger RNA from Gigantopelta aegis, 2865 nucleotides. RefSeq names its product dynactin subunit 2-like. The transcript has 13 exons. The coding region runs from base 2 to 1255 and encodes 417 amino acids. Gene Ontology annotation, biological process: mitotic spindle organization. Gene Ontology annotation, cellular component: dynactin complex; cytoplasm; centrosome. NCBI's taxonomy places the organism in Eukaryota, Metazoa, Mollusca, Gastropoda, Neomphalida, Peltospiridae. The record is from RefSeq and is a predicted model, not a curated record.
AAUGUGGGUGCUUCGGACACUAAGGUCGGACAACAUAUACUACAACAAGAUGGCCGACCCGAAGUAUGCAAAUCUGCCUGGAAUUGAUCUCAACUCGCCUGAUGUUUAUGAGACUGAGGAUCUACCAGAGGAAGACCAACCAACUAUUAAAGACCAGGUGACUGCAGAUGACAGUGCUGUUGAAAAGAUACCGCUUGACACAAAAACUGCAUUCAGUACUUUUAAGGGAAAAGUUGUUGAUUCUUCUGGUUUAGACUUUUCAGAUCGUAUUAGCAAAACACGUCGUACUGGCUAUGCUGUAGGCCAAGAUGAAUAUGAAAUGUUGGAACAUGGAUCAAGAACUGCCGAGACUCCUCAACAGAAAUAUCAGCGACUUCAACACGAGAUUAGAGAACUGGCAGAAGAAGUCAGUGAAAUAAAGGACAACAUAAAGGAUGAGAAGUCAAGUGAGAACCUGUCACCUGUUGCCAUGGGAAAACAAGUGGAGUACCUAAAGCAUCAGCUGGCUGACCUUCACCUUGAAAAACUGCUAGGACCUGAGGCAUCUGUUGACCUGGCUGAUCCACAAGGUGCCAUUAAAAAGAGACUACUCACCCAGUUAGAUGCAUACAAACCAUCUCAAGGAGAAAAAACAAAGCCUCCUGGGAAGGGAGAUCACGUGUUGUAUGAACUGUAUUACAAACCAGAACAAGCGCAGUUUAGUAAGAAUGCUCGGCUUGCCAGUUUGGAAGAGAGACUUGAUAGGUUAGCUGCAGUUAUAGGACAAAACACGGGCAAAAUGGGAAUGUUAACCACUGACACUGAAAACAAGAGUCUUGUGGGAGCGAUGAGUGUUCUCAACACGAAGCUGUCACUACUGGAUCCUGCUAACAUAGAGCAGGUGGAGACCAGAUUACAGGGGGUGCUGCACAAACUGGGACAGAUCGCUGAGAAGAAACCGGUUCAGGAGGAUGUUGAUAAAGAGGGCAAGAUCUCCGAGUUGUACGAGCUAGUUAAGAAAUGGGAGGCUGUUGUCGACACUCUUCCCGACGUCGUCACUCGUCUGACCGCUCUCAAGGACCUUCAUGACCAAGCUCUACAGUUCAGCCAGUCACUGUCACACCUGAACGUAGCCCAGCAGGAGGUUGCCAGCAGUCUACAGAACCACGGAGACAUGCUGAAAGAGCUCCAGACAUCAUUCAAAGACAACACACAUGCCAUCAAGGAAAACUGUACCAGCAUGGAAACAAGGCUGAAAGCUUUGAAAAAAUCUUGAUACAUCAAGACAUAGACAACAGUGUUCCUUACCUUAUUUAUUCCUUGGGAUGACAAACAAUAACAGCAUCGUCACAUUUUUACAACUAUAAACGAGUAUCCAACCAUGCUUAUUACAAUUUUGCUUUUGGGUCGGUACAACAUUCUUGAUGGUGAUAGCUUUUUUUGGUCAACUAUUUAUUUUGUCUUUUCUUACAAUACUAUUAAAAAAUGUUGUAAGGAUUAUGACAGUUACAUCUACCGUAUGUAAUAAGAUCAUGAUAAUUAGGUCAGUCUGCAUUUCACAUAGAAAUAGUCUUUAACUAAUCUUGUUUAUGGUUUUAUUUGUGCUUCUUUUGAACUGGUAAUGAUGUUGAAAGUAAUACUAGUUUUAUGUCUUCAUUCCAAGCUUGACAUGACAAAUUAAUAUGACAUAUGUUUAUAUGUAUUUUGGGAUAGUCUACUUAAAAGUUAAAGGUCGAUUAGAGAAAUAAAAAUGUUCACAUAUUGAUGUAUCAGAAUUUGUUUAUAAUCUUUUUGUAAGAUUGACUGUAUUUUUUGUUCAUUUAUUUCAUGUUAACUUGAUUUUUGUCUUCAUAUCCCAUUAAAAUUUAAUCAUGCUGCCAUGGGCACACACUUCAGCUAUAUGUGCUAUCUGUAAAUGGUUAUUUAGUAGUGGGUGAUGGAGUUGAACACCUUCCAUUCGAGCCAUUUAAAUUCAGUCUGGGUGAGAGAUGGUACUGGGUUCAGACCAGCCUCAGUCAGUUGCUAAACCAUUAUGCCACUAAGGCCACCUUAGAUGGUAACUCCUAAUAAGCAUUUAUAUGCUGUUAACAAACACAUUUGGUGAUAGAUAAAAGUCGAGUUCAGUAUAGAUGUAGGUCAUAGUAUGAAAUGGAAAAAUUUAAGUAUGGGCUUAGGUCACGUGCCUGCAUAUUAUACAUGACAGUUGUCGAUAUUAAAUAUUUUUUUUUUACAAAGGAACUGUUAAGAUCUGUCCUGGUUAGAGAAUCGAGUUUAUUGCAAGUAAAGUUCUCAGACCUGUAUGCAGAAUGGUACAUGCAUUUUUAAAGAGGUGAUCCGUCCCAUAUUGGCAGAGAUGGGCAAAUCCUAAAGGAUAGUGCUAUGCUAAAACUCCUACAGUCCUUGUUCUUUGAUGAAAAGCUUGCAGUAACUUUUUUUAAGCUUAAUUUCUUUAUUUUAUAUUCAGUAAUAUUUGUUCUUUGUACGAGGGUGAUGGUUCUAAAUUGCUUUCAGAUAUCUACAUUGAAACUUGCAAAAAGUAAAUCUUAUCUAGUGUUGGUAUAGACUUGAUUAAAAGGUUAACUUUAUCAUAAAAUUAUUAACAUUCUUGAUAAAUUUUCUGUAUACAACUGCAGUGGGAAAAAAAAAUCAAACAAUUAUAUUUGUCACUAUCCAUGUCCUGGUAUUUGAAUAUAACUUGGCAAAACAUUUUGUCUGGGUUUUUUUCUUUAUUACAAAGUGAACCUUUUACAUGCAGCCCUGCUUUCAAAUUAAUAAUUCAUGUUGUGAUUUUAUGUAUGAUCAUUUAUCAGUUUUCCUUUUAUGCAUCUAGGCAUGCAUAUACAUAUUAAAGUCUACUGUGCAAUAAUAAAAAAAAGAUUACUGCAA